This is a messenger RNA of Frankliniella occidentalis (western flower thrips), 1462 nucleotides long. RefSeq names its product 2-oxoisovalerate dehydrogenase subunit beta, mitochondrial (gene BckdhB). Gene Ontology annotation, molecular function: catalytic activity. Bases 58 to 1191 code for a protein of 377 amino acids. Gene Ontology annotation, biological process: response to nutrient; branched-chain amino acid catabolic process. NCBI's taxonomy places the organism in Eukaryota, Metazoa, Arthropoda, Insecta, Thysanoptera, Thripidae. The transcript has 7 exons. The record is from RefSeq and is a predicted model, not a curated record.
GACUUUUGGAUCUCGAAUUUCUCGAAGCAUCCGACUUCCAGCUGAUCCCCUGUAAACAUGGCUCUCACUGGCUCUAUGUCAUUUCUGAGAUCUUUAAGUUAUCCUUCUCGGAUAAUUUUAGCUCGUAUAAAUUGUGUGCAAAAUGCGUCAAGAAGAUCAGCGUCCCACUUCAGUUAUGUUGCUGAUACUGUCGAUGCGGCUGAUGGUCAAGCUACAUCCCGAAUAAAUAUGUUUCAAGCCAUUAACAAUGCUCUGGACACAGCACUUAAAACGGAUGACACUGCAGUGAUAUUUGGAGAAGAUGUAGCAUUUGGUGGAGUCUUUAGGUGCACCCUUGGUCUGCAGGACAAGUAUGGGAAAGAUCGUGUGUUUAAUACGCCGCUUUCAGAGCAGGGUAUUGCUGGUUUUGGUAUUGGCGUAGCUGCUGCAGGGUCAACAGCUAUUGCUGAAAUACAGUUUGCUGACUACAUAUUUCCUGCAUUUGAUCAGAUCAUCAAUGAAGCAGCAAAGUUUCGAUACCGUAGUGGAAAUUUAUUCAAUUGUGGAAGCCUUACCAUUCGAUCACCUUGCAGUGCAGUUGGACAUGGCGCACUUUAUCAUUCACAGAGCCCGGAGGCUUAUUUUGCUCACACGCCUGGCUUAAAGGUGGUGAUUCCUAGAGGACCAAGGAAAGCGAAAGGUCUUCUGCUGUCCUGCAUUCAGGACCCAGAUCCUUGUCUUUUUCUUGAACCAAAAGUAUUGUACAGAGCAGCUGUGGAAGAUGUUCCAACGGAAGACUAUACCUUACCCCUGGGUAAAGCUGAUGUACUUGUUGAAGGAGAUGCAGUUACACUCAUAGGUUGGGGUACUCAAGUCCAUGUCCUGCAUGAGGUAGUAAAACUUGCCAAAGAGGAGAUGGGCGUCAAAUGUGAACUUAUAGACCUUGUGUCUAUUCUGCCCUGGGAUAGGGAGACCAUUUUUAAGUCUGUUAAGAAAACUGGCCGAGUCAUUGUGGCUCACGAAGCUCCACUGACAGGAGGAUUUGGUGCAGAAUUGGCAGCAUCAAUCCAGGAGGAGUGUUUUCUUCAUUUGGAAGCACCUGUUCAAAGAGUUACUGGUUUUGACACCCCAUUUCCACAUAUAUUUGAACCCUUCUAUUUGCCUGACAAGUGGCGCUGUCUUGAUGCCAUUAAAAAGGUCUUAAAAUAUUAAUGAGCAUGGUCUCACUUUUCCUUUAUAGAGCACGAAAGUACAAACAAAGCAUUGCUCAAAUUGAUAGUCUUUUCAACUUGUUUUUGUUUUUAAAUCUCAAAGGCUGAUACAUUGACUGAUUGAUUGAUUGAUUGGUUUUGUGAAUUUAAGCACUGCAUUUCUUGUUUUUGUUUUUUGAAAUAUUGACUGAUAUAUAUGUAUUCAUACAAUUCCUACUUGCCACUUUAAAUUUAUCUAAUUCCUAUUUUCCGCUUUACAAAUUGUUGUGUUG